UAUUAGGUGCAAUUCAGAGCUUUUUCUUCAAUCGAUCAUCGACGGAGCUUUGUGUGGAGAAGCAUACAUACGAUGUCGUUUUGCUCCUCUGUGUCAUCAUCUCCAGAGUCUCUGUCUAUCUUCCCCAAACCUUUCCGAUCUUCUAAGCCUUACAGCCCUCGUAUCUCUGCUUCUGCCGAUGUACCUGACUUUCUCUCCGCUAAUUGGCUUGAAUCUCGUAGGAAAAAGCCAUUCGGUCCAAGAUUAUGUUUUAGUGCAGAAGAAGCAGUUCGAAACCAGCUUGAUGCAUUGAAGUACAAUGACCAACCUCAUCACGAUUAUGGAGUUGAAGUCAUGUACAGAUUUGCUGGAUUUGAUCCUUUUCAAAGGUCUACCUACUUCGGACGCUUUUUUGACUUGGGUCAGUUUGAACGAUUCAGGCGAAUAUUUCAUCAUUCAACUUAUAGAGUAUUACUUGGCCAUCAGGAGAGGGAGAUUUUGAGCAGUUUGCACGUAAAUGAGACUCUGUAUAAGCAGCGUGUCUGGGUCCGUGGCACUCGACCUGAGGAAGAAGAAAUCUUCCAAUUUACCAUGGCUCAGCGUGUUGGUGGGUCUUGGGAUGGCUACUGGCUGACAGAAUCUGUGCUUCACGAUGGGGAUACUUUCUCUGGUGGUGUGGCUUACUGAACUAGUAUCCACAGUAGCUUGGAAAUCAAUGUGGUUUCAUUGUAACUUCACUGCUGUGAGUACGAGUAAUAUACAGUAUAAUGUAUAGUUCAGUUGCUUACCGUCUUUGUUGUAUCCAAAAAAAACUGGCCAAUCAUGUAUAUAGAAACUUGUACAUUUUAUAGAAUGUAACAAACACAUAUUUCUUCUGAUAAUGCAUCAAACAUCAGUAUUUCACCA
Solanum stenotomum is the source of this 885-nucleotide messenger RNA. RefSeq lists its product as uncharacterized. Bases 73 to 666 code for a protein of 197 amino acids. The record is from RefSeq and is a predicted model, not a curated record. The transcript has 7 exons. NCBI's taxonomy places the organism in Eukaryota, Viridiplantae, Streptophyta, Magnoliopsida, Solanales, Solanaceae.